AUUUAAAUGAAUAAAGAGGAAAAAUAAGUACGUGUUUAUGCAGAUGGCGUAUAUGAUAUGUUUCAUUAUGGACAUGCACGCUAAUUAGAGCAAUGCAAGAAGCUUUUUCCAAACACUUAUUUGAUAGUUGGAGUGUGUUCUUAGGAAGAUGUCGAGAAAUUUAAAGGAAAAUCGGUAAUGGAUGGAUACUAAAGAACUGAGAGUGUAAAACACUGUAAAUGGUAAGGGGAAAUUAUUAUUUUUAAGGGCUGAUGAGGUUGUCUAUCCUGCUCCAUGGAUAAUCGAUGAGAAAUUCCUAAAUGAUCAUCAGAUCGAUUAUGUUGCUCAUGAUGAUAUUCCAUAUUAGACUGCAGAUGUGGAUGAUGCUUAUGCUUUGUGCAAGAAACUUGGAAAAUUCAAGGUAUGAUAAAGAUACAUAUAUGAAUAUAGGCAACUAAAAGAACUGAAGGGAUAUCAACUACUGAUAUUAUUGGAAAGAUCUUGAAGGACAGACACAAAUAUCUUAAAAGGAAUAUUGAGAGAGGAAUGAGUAGACAGGAAUUAGGUAUGGGAUUUUGGGAAUACUUUUAAUUAAAAUAUGAUUGGCUAUUUUGCUAAAGGAGAAAAAGAAAGCAAGAUUGAUGAUAUUGGUAUAAUGUAU
Paramecium octaurelia is the source of this 640-nucleotide messenger RNA. NCBI's taxonomy places the organism in Eukaryota, Ciliophora, Oligohymenophorea, Peniculida, Parameciidae. The record is from the annotation of a GenBank genome assembly.